AUGCAGCGGCGGGUCUCCGUGGCGCACCUGGUCGCGCUCUCGCUGGCGCUGCUCGCGCUGCUCGCGCGCCCGGGCUCGGCGGACGCCUUCGGGGACGAGGACGAGGCGACGUGCGACCCGAUCCGCAUCUCCAUGUGCCAGGACCUGGGCUACAACGAGACGCGGAUGCCCAACCUGGUGGGCAACGUGCUGCAGGCGGACGCGGAGCUGCAGCUCACCACCUUCACGCCGCUCAUCCAGUACGGCUGCUCGAGCCAGCUGCGGUUCUUCCUGUGCUCCGUCUACGUGCCCAUGUGUACGGACAAGGUGCCCGAGCCCAUCGGCCCGUGCGGCAGCAUGUGCCUCUCGGUGAAGCGCAAGUGCCUGCCGGUGCUCACCGAUUUCGGCUUCGUUUGGCCCGAGCUGCUCAACUGCAGCCUCUUCCCGCCGCAGAACGACCAGAACCACAUGUGCAUGGAGGGCCCCGGGGACGAGGACGGCCCGUACCACGCCAUCCGCACGCUGCAGCCCAUGGAGGAGGAGUGCCACGCGCUGGGGGCGGAGCCCGACCAGUACGCCUGGGUGAAGCGCAGCCACGCCUGCGUGCUGCAGUGCGGCUACGACUCGGGCCUCUACCGGCGCCAGGCCAAGGUCUUCACGGACGUGUGGAUGGCGGUGUGGGCCGUGCUCUGCUUCGUGUCCACCGCCUUCACGGUGCUCACCUUCCUCGUCGACUCGUCGCGCUUCUCCUACCCCGAGAGGCCCAUCAUCUUCCUCAGCAUGUGCUACAACAUCUACAGCAUCGCCUUCGUCGUGCGCCUCACCGUGGGCCGCGAGCGCAUCUCCUGUGACCUGGAGGAGGCGGCCGUUCCCGUCCUGGUCCAGGAGGGCCUGAAGAACACGGGCUGCGCCAUCGUCUUCCUCCUCACCUACUUCUUCGGCAUGGCCAGCUCCAUCUGGUGGGUCAUCCUCACGCUCACUUGGUUCCUGGCCGCGGGGCUCAAGUGGGGCCACGAGGCCAUCGAGAUGCACAGCUCGUACUUCCACAUCGCCGCCUGGGCCAUCCCGGCCGUCAAGACCAUCGUGAUCCUCAUCAUGCGCCUGGUGGACGCCGACGACCUCACGGGCCUCUGCUACGUGGGCAACCAGCACAUCGACGCGCUCACGGGCUUCGUGGUGGCGCCGCUCUUCACGUACCUGGCGAUCGGCACGCUCUUUAUCGCCGCCGGCCUCGUGGCGCUCUUCAAGAUCCGCUCGAACCUUCAGAAGGACGGCACCAAGACGGACAAGCUGGAGCGCCUCAUGGUGAAGAUCGGCGUCUUCUCCGUGCUCUACAUGGUGCCGGCGGGCUGCGUCAUCGCCUGCUACCUCUACGAGAUAUCCAACUGGGGCGACUUCAAGCAGUCGGCGCGGGACGCGUACGCUGCCGUCGAGAUGCUCCGGAUCUUCAUGUCGCUGCUGGUGGGCAUCACGUCGGGCAUGUGGAUCUGGUCGGCCAAGACGCUGCACACGUGGCAGAAGUGCUCCAGCCGGCUGGCGAGCUCGGGCCGGGCGAAGAGGGCGACGCGCGCCGACGGCUGGAUUAAACCGGCGAAGGGAAACGAGACGGUGGUGUGAGACCCGGGAGGAUCCCGGACGCUGGGAUGACGGGGGGGUCUCGCUGCUCUUCUCUUCGGUGGGGGCGGCGAGGGUGUCGACCCGGGGCAUGUUUUUGGGUCGUUCUCCUCCACGGAGACGCGGCACGGGACGGGCUUCGGGUCCAGAACGCGAGUUCCGAUGAGCCGCGGUGCUCUUAGCGUCACCGGUCCUCCCCACCUGCAGGGGGCGCUCAUCUGGGAAGAGGACUGGGGUUGUACUUCUUAUGCAUCUUCGAUGAAGGCUUUUAAAUAGUUUCUAGUAGAUUUUUACACUGGACAGCGGCAGUGCAGGUGCCUUGCCACCCCAGGCCAGAGGGGUGGUCGCAGGGAAGCGCACUGGGUGAGGGGAGGGGGGGCUUAGGCAAGGAGGAGGAGGAGGAGGAGGAUGGGGGAGGGGCAACGUUCUCCCGGCUUCUUAAAUCCACUCCAGGUCACACAUGAGCACAAAGGAGCCUCUCUGGUUAAAAGGGAUCUUGGGACUUUGUUUCCAUCGCAUCAUGGAGUGUUUAUGGGAAAAUAUCCACUAAACAAUUUUUUUUUAUUUUUUUUUUUUUGGUUACUCUUUGGACGUUUUAAACGAUGCGCCGUGAGCCCCGGGGUCGUGUUUUAUUGUCCGACUGGCGCGUUAUUUCAAUCCCAAUGCUGAGUAAAGCACCGGCCCCUCUUCUCUGAGAACUCCCCUACGGAUCAUUAUUUUAAGUAUAAAACGGUUAACGCUCCACCUUAUCCACACACACACACACCCAGAGUGAGUAGACAAUCCACAGGGGUCUCUUCUGUGAGCCCACCGAAUGUAUGUGACUCGGAGGUGCCGUAGGUACUGGCGACACCCGGACCGGGACUCUGUGAAGUUCUUUUGAAUAUGUUUUGUAAAAGGACAGGUGUUUCUCCUGUUAACGUGUUAUAAAAUGCUAAUUUAUCUUUGUACAAAACUAAGAAGUUUGCUAUUUAAGAAUCCUUUUGUAUCAGAAGAACAGGAAUUAAACUUUUUGGUUUUUAAGUCGCUCUCCGCGAGCUCUCUUGUCUGAAGACACCCCUGAAAUCGGGGCUCUCGGCCGGAUUUAAGAAGCGCGAAAGACGUACGGCAGGUGGCGUAGCGGUUCGAGUCGCGGCCUUGCAGUUGGACGACCCGUUCGAGACCUCCUCCAGGUGUAGUGGCCUUGAGCGAGGUACUCGCGCGGUAUUAAUGCGUAAAUCGGUGCGCGGCGGGCUGACGAUGGGAAAAGGAGUCAUUUAAAUAAAAUGAUGACGAGGGACAGUUUACUAUUUAAACCACAGCUGUUGCAGUAAGUGCAGAGUAACCGGUCUCACUUGUGCCCCUUGUUUGUGUUGCGCCGGGUUGAAAUGGGUUCAAAUGUGGCCCUGGGUUUCAAUUUUAUUCCUUUAGUCUUACGUGCAUUGUCAAUAAGACACUUUGUAAGCAGGGUUCUUUGUAAAUAAGAUACAUUGUAUCUUAACGCAUGUAAUUAUCUUCAAAGUAUCUAACUGACAAUGUGUCUUAUUUACUAAUUGUAUUAACGUUAACAAUUUUAGGUAGA
This is a messenger RNA of Scleropages formosus (Asian bonytongue), 3154 nucleotides long. It is a transcript of the gene fzd4, whose product is annotated as frizzled class receptor 4. Gene Ontology annotation, molecular function: Wnt-protein binding; Wnt receptor activity. The record is from RefSeq and is a predicted model, not a curated record. The transcript has 2 exons. Lineage: Eukaryota; Metazoa; Chordata; Actinopteri; Osteoglossiformes; Osteoglossidae. Bases 1 to 1596 code for a protein of 531 amino acids. Gene Ontology annotation, cellular component: plasma membrane. Gene Ontology annotation, biological process: canonical Wnt signaling pathway; non-canonical Wnt signaling pathway; retina vasculature morphogenesis in camera-type eye.